Messenger RNA from Lentinula edodes (shiitake mushroom), 927 nucleotides. RefSeq lists its product as uncharacterized. NCBI's taxonomy places the organism in Eukaryota, Fungi, Basidiomycota, Agaricomycetes, Agaricales, Omphalotaceae. The record is from RefSeq and is a predicted model, not a curated record. The transcript is spliced from 3 exons. Bases 1 to 927 code for a protein of 308 amino acids.
AUGGUUGCGCGCAAUUCUCCAGACGCCUCCCCGACUUUGUCUAUCCUACUUUCGAACAAACAUGUAGAGCUGCCUACAGAUAUUCUUAGAGAAAUAUUCGAAACAACAGCCCGGAAUUUUCCUGGUACAGGGGUCAAGUUAGCGGGGCUAUGUAAGCGCACCCAGUACUGGAUGGAAUGGUUCAUAUAUGAAACUGUUGUUUUGGACCAUCCCUCAACACGGACAUCUGCUUUCCUACGCACCAUUGACGCACGACCAGCGGAGUUCUUCUCACAGAGAGUUAAAAACCUCUACUUGAGUUACACUAUAACUUUGGAUGAAGCCCAGAAAAUUCUGCCUGUUUGCAGUAGCCUUACACAUCUAACAUGCUGGGCUCAGAGCUCACAAAGACCGGGAUGGUUGAUGCCGCUUCUCAGUUCCUCGACCCUUACUCGUCUUUCAAUCAAACUGGAUAUGUUGACGACCCGCGGUGCUUUGCUUUCGUUUUCCGACAAAAUUUUCCAAGCCUUAACACACCUUGAAAUUGUCAGUCCACCUUCCGUCAAAACCGGCAUGUCCGUCGAUUGGACAACACUUAUAGGACUGCCGAAGUUGAAACAUUUGAUCAUUGGCAACCUCUUUUCAUGGGACCAUUUCUACCUCCUUCCUAUCAUUCGAGGACUUCUGGAUUUAUCUGUAAGCUUGGAAGUCCUCGCAAUCUUAUCCAAGGACGAGCGAAUGCUCGAAGCUUUAGGCUGUCAGGAGUUUAUUGAUCCUAGGCUCGUUAUCCUUCCGAGAUUCAAUUGGCCAUUGGAUUUACCGACAUACUGGAAGAAUCUUUACACUGGGGAGCUCGAUGCCUGGGAACCUUCAGUUCAGGAAGCGAUGAAACAGCGAUUGGAGCGGAACCAACAGAUUCGGCUUACUACUCCCUUAUAUCAGGAUUAG